AUGUUCGUCUCGUCUCUCUUCUUGCCGCUGUGCGGUCUCCUAUGGAUGGCACCAGCAAUGACAUUUGGAGCCGAAAUGGAGAUUCCAUUGGUAUCGGUACGCCGGUCGGUGGACAUGUCGAUUCUACGGCGCAACUUAACGGACGGCUGCCAGUACGACGGCGGUACCAUCGUCCUGGGUGGUCCAUCCUCUCUAGAACAAGAUGGCGGCAUGUAUUACUUUGCCAAUCGACUCCUACUGGCAGCCUACCUGAUGCUGGGUCAUAUUAAUCAAGAACAAUGUGGUCUUGAGAUUGAUGGGCGCAAUUACAAGGUGGACUUUCAAGCGUACGAUGACAAGUCCGAUUUGGACGUUACUUCCGCCAUUGGACGCAAGUUAGUCAGCUCGCCCUUUUCCUCCUCCACUACUGAAAGUACAAGUGGCAUUGACUUGAUUGUGGCGGGCUACACGAGUUACUUGACCGCUCCAUUGGGCGCAGUGGUGGCGGAGCACAAUCAACAGUCACUGCCGCACGACAAGAAACUCAUGGUGGCUGGCGCGGCCGGCGUUUCUUCCAUUUUCCACAAGGAUCCUUCCAUUUUCGGCACCAUUCCUCCGGCGGGUGAAUACUUGCGGAGUGUCAUUCAAGGUCUUCGCGAACAAACAUCCGCUCGGACACUGGCGACUGUUUGGGAAGAUGUUGGAUUUCCCACUCAAGUCUGUGCACCGGUUCCAGAACUCGCGCAAGAAUUCGACCUCGAGUUGGUGGCGCAUGUCCAAGUACAAGUCGAUCCCAACACGACGGCAUUGUUGCCGACUGCCGAACGUCUCCAAGAACUCGAUCCCGAUGUCGUGAUUUCGUGUUUGCACGAAUGCGAUCCAUGGAUGAACGCCAUGCGACAAGUGGACUGGUCGCCCAAAGCGCAAGUCUUUCUCAUUUGUGUGGGGGCGGAUGGAUUCCGGCAAGCGGUGGGAACAGAUGUCGAAUAUAUCAUGGGCGUCGAACCGUGGCACGAAUCCGUCGUCGCCACCGAUGCGCUCACGGGAUGGUCCACACAAGAAUUUGGAGCUCGCUACAAGGCAUUGUCUUCGGAUACCACCGUUCACAAUUUGGUCGCCAAUGCCGCUGCGGCCAUUUCCAUUGCGCUGCAAGCCAUGCAAGCCGUGGGAUCCUAUCAAAAUGUGACCCUCUUGACCGAGUACAUGCUUCAAACCACCUUUCAAACCAUUGUGGGAGAAGUGUCCUUUGAUGAAUACGGCCAAAAUGCCGCUCCCACGGCACUCAUUCAAUACAAUGCCAGUGGACAGGUACGGGUCACCUAUCCACUCGACAAGGCCAAUGGACCCAUUCUCUAUCCCAUGCCGACAUGGGAUGGACGAGACUGUAUUCACGAAUCGGAUUGUACCAAAACGGGAAAUACAUGUUCGCGCGAGGGAGUCUGUAUUUGUAAUACUGAUAGCGCAGAAGUGGAAUUGAUUUCGGUCGGAUUUGGAAGUACCGCCGAGUGUGUCGAACUCUAUCAAACCAGUGCCUGGGACAAUCCCGGGGUCAUUGCCGGUGUCACUAUUGCUUGUGUCGCCAUGGUCGCCAUGAUUGCCGCCGUGGUCGUCUUGCUCCAGCAAAAAAAGACGGCUGAUACGUACUGGAGAGUCGCCAAGGAAGAACUUCACUUUGCAACUCCUCCUGUUGUGGUGGGAAGAGGCAGUUUUGGGGAAGUCUUGUUGGCCGAAUACAGAGGAACCGAAGUGGCGGUCAAACGGAUUGUACCACCGGAACAAACUACUACGAAACGAUCCAAUGCCGGAACCACCAGCACGCUCGAAAUGCCGGUGCCGGGUGGCGCCACCAACAAUGGACAAGACUUGGAAGCUGGCAAUAACAAUAAUAAUAUUGGCAAAUCAUCCUGGGCCAACAUGUCCUUGGGGGGUGGAACCAAGAGUGCUACGGCAUCUGCCAUCCGCAAUACUAUCACCAAUGCCAAAGAGGGAAGUGGCGGGGCAAAAAUUGACAGGAAACAGCUUGAAAAGAACUUGAUGGAAGAACUGAGUUACCUAUCCAAGCUACGUCACCCGUGUAUUACAACCGUGAUGGGGGCUGUGAUUACCCCGGGAGAAGAGCCAUUGAUGGUCAUGGAGUACAUGGAUCAUGGCAGCUUGUUUGACAUUCUGCAGAACAACACAAUGGUCUUUGAAGGGGACACACUACUGAACAUCUUGAGGGAUGUAUCUCAGGGGAUGAGAUUUCUCCAUGCAUCAAACCCUGCUGUCAUUCAUGGGGAUUUAAAAGCUGCGAAUAUCUUGGUGGACAAGAACUUUAGAGCCAAGGUGUCUGAUUUUGGAUUGUCCAGCAAGGCAGAAGAAGAUGGAAAGGCAGCAGGCACACCGUUUUGGAUGGCACCAGAACUCCUCCGUGGUGAAACUGUCAACACUCGAUCCAGUGAUGUGUACAGUUACGGAGUGAUGGUAUAUGAGGUGUACUCUCGGAAAGAACCGUAUGAAGGCGAAAAUCCAGCAGAUGUAUUGAGCCUAGUUGCUGACCGCGCUGUAAACAAACGCCCUCCAGUUCCAAAGGGGUGCCCAGCACAAAUACAAAGUCUCCUGAGUGACUGCCUUGGAGCAUUGCCGGAUGAGAGACCCACCUUUGAAGAAAUCAACACACGCCUCAAACGCAUGGAUGGCAAAAUGGUCCAAGCAGACCAGAACGCCACCAGAUCCGCUACAGUAUCUCUCUUUGACAUCUUUCCUCGACACAUUGCAGAGGCAUUGCGAGAUGGACGUGAGGUAGAUUCUGAGCACAAGGACUGUGUCACCAUUUUCUUUUCCGAUAUCAUUGGAUUUACCACUAUUUCAUGCAAGCUUCCUCCAAAGAAGGUGGCCAAUCUGCUGGAUCGUCUCUACACUAAACUCGAUGCACUGAGCAACAAGUUUGACAUCUUCAAGGUGGAGACAAUUGGCGACGCCUACAUGGCUGUGACCAACCUUGUCAAGAACCAAGAAUCCGACCAUGUAGCGCGCAUGGCAAACUUUUCCGCGGGAGCCAUUGCUGCAGCAAACUCAACCUUGAUUGAUAAGGACGAUCCAAGUCAGGGUUAUGUACACAUUCGCGUCGGGUUCCAUUCUGGUUCGGUUGUCGCAGACGUUGUUGGCACCAGAAACCCCCGUUACUGCUUGUUUGGAGAUACAGUCAACACAGCCAACCGCAUGGAAAGUACUUCUGUAGCGAACAAAAUUCAUUGCUCUGAGCGCUCAGCCAAACUUCUCCGGAAACAGGACAGUUCUGCGAAACUAAUUUGCCGAGGAAAUGUCGAUAUCAAAGGGAAAGGGAAAAUGUUGACUUUCUGGGUUGACACAAAGUCUGUCUCGCAACGUGCAUUUGCCAUCCCAGAGUCUCCUCCUGAUGACGGUGAUUUCUCUAAAUUUGCCGGGGACAGAGAGGAGCAGCACCCGCAGAAUUCAGCUGAGGAAUCGUCAGAUGCGUUCUGCGACGAGAAUAUUGAAGUGUGA
Messenger RNA from Seminavis robusta, 3483 nucleotides. The record is from the annotation of a GenBank genome assembly. Lineage: Eukaryota; Bacillariophyta; Bacillariophyceae; Naviculales; Naviculaceae.